CCUUUUUUCAUUGUCGAAGCGAACCAAGAGAUAAUAAAAGACACAUAACCUGUGGUUUGAGAUAUGCCUGCUAUGUUUUUCUUUAAUAGAGUGACAAAGUUUAUAGAAGUUGAUUAUUAUAUUAAAUAAAUAGGAUGAACGAUAGUUCAGUUAAUUUACAACAACAGUUAGUAAAUCUACAAUCCCAAUUAAUGGAUUACAGCGUAAAAUGUACACCGGAUAAUCACAGUGUCACUACUAUUGCAAAUGAUUAUUUACAUUCUUCGGUGGUGUCGUUAUGGUCCAUCGAUGACGAUGGACUCUUUUGCGCUCAAGGCUUAGUGAAUCAUAGUGGCGGCAAGAAGAGUUCAGUAUUUGUUGUUUGGGAUGAAAAUUAUAUACUAAACUUUGUUUUCAAAACAUCGAGUAAAACUCAAAUAACGACCCUUACUAAAGUGCAGAUACCUUUGCCCUGUUGUAAUGGUGAUAUUGAAGAAAUCCAGCAUAUGUUAAUUACGGAUUUCAAUACACUGCUACUGAUGAAAAGUGGUCGUAUGUAUUACUUUAGUUCUGUUAAGUUAAUGCAUCAAUUAAAGUUUUUGGAGGGUGUGCGAUGCGUGACUUUUACAAAACCGAGGAUAUUUAGUGUUAUACGUUUGCAAAUGGCAGGACCGGCAAAACAACUGUGCUUACAAGUUUUUCAAGAUGUGUACGAAUUAGGUAAGGCGACGUAUCCUGAAGAAUUUCUUUUGCGCAGCUACGACAUAAGUUUUGAUGAACGUAACCUGUUUGAUUGUAAUUGGGAAGAUGAAAAUUUCAGUUUAAUAACUUUAAUGGUAAAUGCUGACAACCAAGAAUUUUUAAAUAAAUUAAUCAAAAUUGGACAAAAUUUUUUGGAUGGAAAUGAGCAAAUAAAUUUAACGAUGCAACAAGAGUUACAUAUAUUUACCAUAUCAGGAAAUGUGUUUAUAUUAACAGGAGCUGUUAUACAGGAAGAUCUUGAUAAGCCUUUGAUUGAAAAAGUUAUAGAAAACCAUCAUAUACACUUAUUAAGUGCUUACGCUUCUAAUAUAGAAUGUGUAAAAUUAGAUUGUGCAAAACAAUUCCUAAUCGUUUUACUUCAAUGCGGUUAUAUUGAUAUAUGGUUUGGAAGCAAUCAACAAUUUAAAGACACUUUACAACUUAGAACCAUUCAAAUAACCACUUUUACGCAUUAUGAUUUUUGCGCUUCAAGUACAACUUUCUAUUUUGUUAUGCCAGACCAGAUAAAUCAGUUAAAAAUAUCAAUAAACGAACAAUGGCGAGACGGGGAAGAAGAGUGUUUAAUACACGAGGAACAUAAAGCCAUAAGUGGGAUAAUAGCUUGCACUUGGGCGGAGCAUUUACAACAAUUAGUUUGCAUAAGUUACAAUAAUAUAUUUUACCAUAUAACGUUCCACAAGAACGAAUUUAUCAAACAUUCGGAGAAUUCAUCACAACACGAUAAUUCACAAGAACUGCAUGCUUUAACGAAAGAACACGUUCAAGAACUAUUACAGAAGGCUCAAGUAAUCGGUGAGCUAAUAGAACAAUCGUCUUUAUUGCACCAACAAAUUGAGGACGAAUAUAAAAAGCAAGUCAGCGUCGCUAUGGGCCAUAAAACGGAGUUACUGAGGAAAUAUUACAAAGCCUAUAUAGAGUAUUAUAACUAUUUGCCCAGUUCUGAGAGCUACCGAAACUCUACUACACUCAUAAAAACCCACUUAAAGAAUAAUCAAAAGGGCCAGAAUAAAUUAAUAUAUUACGCUUUAAUUUUUUUCAAGCUUAACAGGCAAGAUAAGUCAGUGUUGUCUGCGUUUACCGACACAAAUUGGUACUUACAAUUAAGUACUGAAAAUGAAAGUAUGUUUUUAUUCUUAUCCGACGAAAUGUUAAAAAGAAAUCUUUGCUUGUUGGUAGAAUGUAAUCUCCAAGAGGAGAAGAUAUUUCUAUCGAAUUUUCAAGCAAAACUGUUCACGUUUGUAAAGCACGCUAGUAAUUAUUUUAGUGUAAAUUUUGUUGUAGAAUUAGAAGAAAAUGAAACAAGUUUCCAAAAUAUGUUUAGCCAUAAAGUUGAUUUCUUAAGUUUAUGGUCACCAAUAAGUAAUUUGCGUAAUAUAUUGCAAAAAAAUUUAACAAGAAAGAGCGAAAUGACUGAACUCGCAACCGUAACCAACUACACUUGUACAUUCACUUUACAAAAUAGAGAACAUGGAAAAAAAGUUUUGCAAAAUCUUAAUUUGAAAAUGGAUGGUUUAACCGAGGAUAUAAAAUUAUAUUUUUUAGCCCACUAUUUAAUAGUUUUAAAGUAUGACAUUUCUUCAAAAACUAUAUCAAUAACUUCAGAAUUCCCUGAGGCGUUGUAUUAUUUGAAGUUAUAUUUCUUGGUUAUUAUGAAAACAAAUACCCUUCAAUGUAGUUCCUCAGGUUCUUUAAAACGGAAACAAGUACAAAUUAUGGAAUAUCAGAGUGAAAUCGAGCGUUUAUACGGCUUUGUACUGGUAACGGAUGUAUCGAAUGCAAAGGAAGGCACAAACGCCAUUCAUUUAGAGCGUUUAAAAAGAGUUUAUACAAAAAUACGGCAAGAUUUGAGAGAAAUAUUUUUGUAAAAAUGAAAUU
Messenger RNA from Glossina fuscipes, 2616 nucleotides. RefSeq lists its product as uncharacterized. Bases 135 to 2606 code for a protein of 823 amino acids. Lineage: Eukaryota; Metazoa; Arthropoda; Insecta; Diptera; Glossinidae. The transcript is spliced from 4 exons. The record is from RefSeq and is a predicted model, not a curated record.